This is a messenger RNA of Linum trigynum, 1149 nucleotides long. Lineage: Eukaryota; Viridiplantae; Streptophyta; Magnoliopsida; Malpighiales; Linaceae. The record is from the annotation of a GenBank genome assembly.
CUACAAUUUCAAAAUCGAGAUCCCAAUUUCGUUCGUGCUCCUCCCUCCCCCCUAGGGUUCUUACAUUCUCCCAAUCAAUCCCUUUCCGGCCAUGGAUACCCAACCACUCCCUCUUGAAUCAGCUCCUGAAUCCGAAACUGGGCUUGAAACGGAGCUGAAGAAGCAAAAACGCGAGGAAGCCGGUGAGAGCAACGACGACGAGGUCGGCGAUGAAUGGGAGGACGACGAGGAUGUCGAGAUAGAAAUCGUGGAAGAGGAGGAUGAUGGCACGGUCCGCGAAGUGUUUGUUCAGGCGCCGUCGAAGCCUUUGAUCUGGUAUCCCGAAGACAAGGCCGGGCAGGAGAAGUUAAAGCUCUUCUAUGAUACGAUUCUGAAAAGCGAGGGAUUUGAUGUGGGCGAAGAACUUCCUCCGGUGGACAUCAUUGAAUUCGGCGUUCUGCCAGUCAACUUGGAAUCUAAGCGGCAUGGCAACAAUGUCAAGGAGUGUGUGGAUUUCGUGAUUAGGCAACACAAUGAAGACCACAAGGGGGAAUCCGUGCUGAAAGUUGUUAAGAUCGUGAAGGCGAAUUGGGGCUAGUGCUCUGGCAAGAACUACUACAUCACCUUCGAGGCUGCUGACCUGCUGUCGUCUUCUGAUCAUGCUGCUACGAGAACCUAUGAAGCUGAGGUUUAUCGGACCAUUCGUGGCAAACUAUCGACGACUCUGUUCCGCGAGAAAGGCCAGAAACAGAGCAUUCGAGAAAUGGAAGGCCGCCCACGCACCUGCAUGUGAUGAAUGGGAGGAAGGGAGAGAGGUUCAGAGAGUUUAAAGGAAAUGCACAUUCUGCUAAAAAUGUCAAAGGCGAAAAAAAUGCCAUGCAAUGCAAAUGCAUGGCUUGGCUUGGCUUGGCUUUGCUAUCUACGUUUAUAUUACCUAGCGUCAUUCAUUCAUUAAGUAGUUAAUUACCCUUACAUUUGAUUCUAAUUAGGUUGGGAUGUUGACAGAAAAGAUGAAUUUGUUUUUUUUUUCCUGGCAAAAAAGCUACCUUGAAUUAACAAGAAAUUACCAUUGAUCGUACAUUAUUUUAGUGCCACCACAACCAUGACAAACAAUAAUCAAAACCUGCCACAUCUACUUACAACGAGAUGUGAUAAAUUUAAGGAUUUUCU